AUGACAACGCCAGCGAAUCAUAAAUUGCCAGCAGAUAUACUCGUUCUUGCCUUUCAGCAUAUAGAAAGAAAGAAUGUCGGCUUGUUUGCGUAUCGUGGUAUCUUUUGGCUACAACACUUUCAUGAAAACUCAGCAUCUGAUCAACUUGUUCAAUUUGGAAAAUAUGUCAAACGAGUCACUAUUGGUGAAGGCAUAGGGAUAGCUGAUAACAGGAUAUCAUUAGAAAACUUUGAAAACUUUGUCAAAUAUUGCCCCAAGGUUACAUUGGUUAGCGUUUCUCUGCCUGUUUUUAGAGGCAGCUUGUACUAUCACCUAUUUGAAGUUGAUGAUAAUAUAAAAUGGAAGCUUCAUAGACUUGAUCGGAAUGUUGAAAAUCAAAAGUUUAAAUUGAGUUAUUACUACAAGUAUAAAGAUACCAUCAAGGUCAUAAGAUGGCUCGAGGACAUUGAAGAUUUUGAUUUUGUAAUAGGCUUUCCGUUACUUGAAGAACUGGCUCUACCGUAG
This is a messenger RNA of Rhizopus microsporus ATCC 52813, 504 nucleotides long. RefSeq lists its product as uncharacterized. NCBI's taxonomy places the organism in Eukaryota, Fungi, Mucoromycota, Mucoromycetes, Mucorales, Rhizopodaceae. The record is from RefSeq and is a predicted model, not a curated record. The transcript is spliced from 2 exons. Bases 1 to 504 code for a protein of 167 amino acids.